This is a messenger RNA of Colletes gigas, 606 nucleotides long. RefSeq lists its product as uncharacterized. The transcript has 2 exons. Lineage: Eukaryota; Metazoa; Arthropoda; Insecta; Hymenoptera; Colletidae. The record is from RefSeq and is a predicted model, not a curated record. Bases 160 to 603 code for a protein of 147 amino acids.
AACAGGAAGAAAUCAGAACCUCGCACCUUUCGUUUUCGACGCAGCGUGAUCGGAAGAAUCGUUCGGAGGAGACCCGUCGCACGAAGAACAAAUUUCGGAAUUUGUUUCUUUCCCGCCACGUUGCUCGCUCGAUUUGCCGAAACAGAAGAAGUUUUCGAGAUGCUGGCAGCUUCGAUCUGUCGCGAGGUUCACUUCACGGUGUUGUCCAGCACGACCAUGGCCUCGCGCGUACCACGUUGUCUGUUCGGCAAGCCAAACUCCAGGGAGACGGUGGAAAUGCUCCAAGAGGCGCUGGACAUGGAAAGAAGCAAGUUCGCGAAACGAUGGGGCGUCGAUCCGCGUUCGGAGGAUAAGGAGAACAAUUAUCAGAGAAAACACCAUGACAAGUACGAACCGUCGCCGAAGAAACGAUGCAACCCGUACUCGAGGCAGACCAGUAUUCACGAUUACUGGCGGGCCCGAAAGGUGUGCGAGGUGAAUAAGAAGCCCCUUACAUCAUCGUUGGAUGCCUCGAAGCAGCAGAUCGAAGUGUCGAAAACAACGAAGGCAGCGACGACGACGACGACGACGAUGAAGUCAUCGAAAAAAGCGUCGCAAAACUGAGAA